Colletotrichum karsti is the source of this 756-nucleotide messenger RNA. RefSeq lists its product as uncharacterized. Gene Ontology annotation, molecular function: D-ribulose-phosphate 3-epimerase activity; metal ion binding. Gene Ontology annotation, biological process: carbohydrate metabolic process; pentose-phosphate shunt, non-oxidative branch; pentose-phosphate shunt. Bases 1 to 756 code for a protein of 251 amino acids. Lineage: Eukaryota; Fungi; Ascomycota; Sordariomycetes; Glomerellales; Glomerellaceae. The transcript has 4 exons. Gene Ontology annotation, cellular component: cytosol. The record is from RefSeq and is a predicted model, not a curated record.
AUGGCACCCAAGCCCAUCGUAGCACCCUCGAUCCUCGCGGCCGACUUCGCCGACCUCGGCGCGUGCUGCUCUCGCACAAUCUCGCAAGGAGCCGACUGGCUUCAUGUUGACAUCAUGGACGGACACUUUGUGCCCAACAUCACCUUCGGACCUGCAGUCGUUGGCAAGAUUCGCGGCCACGUCUCCAAGCCCACCGAGAUUGACGGCACUGGCACGUUCGACUGUCACAUGAUGGUUUCAGAGCCCAAGAAAUGGGUCAAGGAGAUGGUGAACUCUGGUGCAGACCUCUACUGCUUCCACUACGAGGCAGCAUUCUCCACCAACGCCGAGAGCCCCGAGACCACAUCAAACGAGACGACAAACCCCAAGGCCCUGAUUCGCUACAUUCACGAGCAAGGAAUUCGUGCAGGCAUUGCCAUCAAGCCCGGAACGCCAGUUGACGUUCUCUGGGACAUUCUCGAGAGCGAGGACCCUCUUGAGCGGCCCGAAAUGGUUCUUGUCAUGACGGUCGAGCCCGGUUUCGGCGGACAAAAAUUCAUGGCCGACUGCCUGCCCAAGGUUGAGGCCCUGCGCGCCAAAUACCCCGAGAUGAACAUUGAGGUCGAUGGUGGCCUGGGAGCCGGGACCGUCGAUCAGGCGGCCGAAGCUGGCGCAAACGUCAUCGUGGCUGGAAGCGCCGUCUUUGGCGCCAAGGAUCCCGCCGAGAUCAUUGCGUUAUUGAGACGAGCCGUCGAGAAGAGGACCGGCAAGCUCUAG